AUGGAUAUUUAUUUUAAUUCUGUCGAUACUGUUGAAUACUUAUCAUGUGGCAAAUGUCAUUUCACUAAUAAAUAUUACUGUAAUUCAGAUUUAAUACUUUUUGAAAAUCAGAGAGGCAAUGUUGGUUUUGACUCGUUAUCACUAUUAUCAGUGUUCUCACGGCGAUGUAAAUGUGAAUCAAAUUGGAAAUUAAAUUUUUGUGAAAAUUUUUUGAAGCAUAAGAAAAACCAAUUCGACAAAUCAAAGUUACCAAAUAUUUGUAUUUGCAGGCAAAUUUAUGAUGGAGAAAACUGUCAGCAAUUCAUAACUCAGUGCUACGCUACAAAAAUUCACUCUAAAGAUAAAUGUUUUUGUUGUUUUAAUCAACCAUGGCCGUAUUGUAAUCAAAUACAGUGCAAUAAUGGGCAACCAGAUUUUGGCUCCAGUUCAAAUGUAACAUGUAUCUGCCAUCAGCCCGCUUUAUAUCCAUAUUAUUUGUGUAAAGAUGAAAUGAACUCAAAUUACGAUUCAGCCUAUCAGCCGCAUUUAAAUUUGGCACAUACUGAAACAGUUGUUUCGAAACAGAAGAAAAAAGCAAUAAGCUUUGAAAAAGCUUUAUCGAUAUUAAAUGUUGAAUUAACUCCAUUUGUGGCUUGCGUAUUUUUAUUGUCAUUGUUAAGCAUCGUCAUAAUUAUUACCGUUUUGUUAAUAAUCAUUAGAAGUUAUCGAUUUCAUCGGAUAACUCAACGACGAAGGAGAUUAAGACGUGAGGCUCAGUCUACGUUAUUGAAUCGACGAAGAGACGAUGACGACAGAUACCUUCCAUGA
Molecule: messenger RNA, 807 nt
Organism: Dracunculus medinensis (Guinea worm)
Lineage: Eukaryota; Metazoa; Nematoda; Chromadorea; Rhabditida; Dracunculidae
Source: the annotation of a GenBank genome assembly